Stegastes partitus (bicolor damselfish) is the source of this 729-nucleotide messenger RNA. RefSeq names its product prolactin releasing hormone 2 (gene prlh2). The transcript is spliced from 3 exons. Gene Ontology annotation, molecular function: hormone activity. NCBI's taxonomy places the organism in Eukaryota, Metazoa, Chordata, Actinopteri, Pomacentridae. The record is from RefSeq and is a predicted model, not a curated record. Bases 133 to 501 code for a protein of 122 amino acids.
UCAUUCAGCAAGCUCAGGAGCAGCAUGGAUAUAUAAGCAGGGGCACACCUGCUCCACAAUAACGACUUCGGACCUCCACUAACUGACCUCAGCCUGCUACCAAAGUUCAGGUGCCUUCAGACACUCCACAGCAUGCUGCCUGGGAGAGCGGCUCAUGUCCGGCACUGCGUCCUGACGAGCCGCUGGCUGCCCGCAGCUCUGGCGCUGCUGCUGCUGCUCUCCUCCAGCUUCAGCCGCGCUCACAGCACCACGGUGGAGCACGACUUCCACAUCGUCCACAAUGUCGACAACAGAAGUCCAGAGAUAGACCCGUUCUGGUACGUGGGACGUGGGGUGAGACCCAUCGGACGCUUCGGGAAGAGGCACAGCAGCGUGGAAGCUCUGGGCAGCGGGGGGAUGCAGCCCGUCGUCAGGACGCUGGAGCUGCUGCUCAACAGCCUCAGAAAUAAGGAGAACCUCGGAAAAGUGCUCGAUGAGGAGGGCAGGGAUUGGUUACCGUGACGACGUGUUCUCCCCCUCCCCUCCCCUCCCCUCCAUCCAACAAACUCUGAGUGUCUUCGUUUUUUUUUAACUUGAGGUUUUGCUCUAGCUCUUAACUCUUGUAUUUCUCUAUGGUGUCUGUAAUGAGAUUCAUCAGGUCCUUGAUGAAAUCAUUCUCCAAAAGAAUCUGUACAUAACAAAAAAUGCAUUCUAUAUUGAUUAAUAAAUCCAAAUGGUGUGAUUAUAUGA